Eleginops maclovinus (Patagonian blennie) is the source of this 3472-nucleotide messenger RNA. It is a transcript of the gene tap1, whose product is annotated as transporter 1, ATP-binding cassette, sub-family B (MDR/TAP). Gene Ontology annotation, molecular function: ATP binding; ATP hydrolysis activity; ABC-type oligopeptide transporter activity. The record is from RefSeq and is a predicted model, not a curated record. Gene Ontology annotation, biological process: oligopeptide export from mitochondrion. The transcript has 13 exons. Gene Ontology annotation, cellular component: mitochondrial inner membrane. NCBI's taxonomy places the organism in Eukaryota, Metazoa, Chordata, Actinopteri, Perciformes, Eleginopidae. Bases 420 to 2624 code for a protein of 734 amino acids.
UAUUACACUGUACAGCGUGCUACACACAUUGCUGCUUUUUACUACAGUUUUUGAAGACAUGGCUUGGAAUAAAUACCAAACGUCAUAUAAGCAAAGGACAUGUUGUCAGUGGUUAUCGUCGUCCGUGACUUUGGCAGACAUACAAGGGACUUUCCGCUGUAAAACGAUAUAAGUUGUUACUUUCGGUUUCAGUUAAACACAGAUCAGCUCGGUCGAAGUUUGGAGUAGCAGGCUGUUGAGUCUUACUCCAAACUAACCUUAGUUUGUUAGAUAAAUAUCGGGUUCCGUCCUCAGGAUAAUAUCUAACCGUGACAUCAAACUUGGUUGGUCGAAAGGGAAUGUAAGUAGAAUAUAAACAGCUGUAAUGCUAGCAGCUAAACUGAGCUAUCAAGCGUUGCCAUAUCCAAAACCUGUGCGUUAUGCAAAAAAUGAGCUACUUCACCCCUGCACUCUUCUUGUGCCUGGAUGUGUGUGUGGUGCACGCCAUCCGCUUGGCCCAUUUGUCAUCUCCCCUGCUCUCCCAUCCGUUGAUCACCCUGUGGGGAGGAGGGUUGGCCAGGGCUUGCCUCCUCGCCCUCUUCACCCUUACCUCCCCUGGAAGCCUGGCGUGGAUGUGGAGCUUCGAGGGGAUUCAGAGCUUAGCGGUCCUUUGCUUCCACUUCCCUGUGUACAUCACUCUUCUCUGGGCUCUAGAUCAGCCUACCUUGGAGGAAGUGUGGGGGUGGCACUCCUGGGAAAGGGUGUUACAGGGUUAUCUUGUGACGGCAGUGGCAUGGCUUUACUGGAGUCGAUAUGUGUCAUCACUUUUGCUCUCAUGUGGUCAAUCCAUCUCCUCUCUGAUGAAGAAGGCGCCAUCUGAGAAGCCAAAAGAAGACACCUCUGACCCUCUGAAGAGGCUGAUUGGAUACAUGCGUCCCUAUCUCAGGCGCUUUGUUUCUGUGCUGAUUCUUGUGGUCCUCUCUUCUUAUGGUGAGAUGGCAAUCCCUAAAUACACUGGUCGUGUGGCGGACUGGAUCAUAAAUGAAGAAUUACCGGAUGCAUUCACAGAGGCCAUCACAGUCAUGACACUUAUGACUAUUGUCAGUGCUGUGCUUGAGUUUGUAUGUGACCUCAUGUACAACGUCACCAUGAGCCUCAUACACACCUCAGUGCAGGGGGCCGUCUUCAAGGCUGUGCUGAAACAGGAUAUUGCUUUCUUUGAGGCAACUUCAACAGGUGAACUAGUGUCCCGGGUUACCACUGAUACAAACGACAUGAGCGAGGCACUGAGCGAGAAACUAAGUCUUGUAAUGUGGUACACGGCGCGUUUUGGCUUCCUCAUGUUCUUCAUGGUGAGCCAGUCAUGGAAAAUGUCUCUGCUUACCUGUAUGGGACUGCCUAUCAUCUGGGUCAUACCCAAACUCACUGGACACUUUCACCAGACUAUUGCUGCACAGGUUCAGGAGUCACUUGCUAAGGCCAACCAGGUUGCCACUGAGACUUUCUCCAACAUGAAGACGGUGAGGAGCUUUGCCAAUGAAGAUGGAGAGACAGAGAGGUACAGACAGCGGCUAGAGGAUACCUACUCCCUCAACAAAAAGGAAGCAGUGGCCUAUGCAACCUCUACCUGGGCUAAUAGUAUGACGACCCUGGCCCUGAAGGUGUGCAUUCUGUACUAUGGAGGGAUCCUUGUGACCAAGGGGGACGUCAGCAGUGGAGACUUGGUGUCGUACGUCCUCUAUGAGCUGCAGUUUGCCUCUGCUGUAGAGGCUGUCAUGCAUUAUUACCCGGCAGUGAGGAAGGCCAUUGGUGCAUCUGAGAAAAUCUUUGAAUAUUUAGAUCGCAACCCUCAAUUACCACCAAAUGGCACUUUGAGCCCUGAAGAUCUUCAGGGACACAUUCAGUUCAAAAAAGUCACAUUUUCCUAUCCCGGGAGUACAGACAAUGGCAAUCCUGUGCUCAAGGAAGUUUCUCUGGAUAUAAAGCCAGGCAAAGUCACUGCCAUCGUUGGGCUCAACAGAUCGGGGAAGUCCACUUGCGUCAAGCUGUUGGAGAGAUUCUACCAGCCCCAAGCAGGGGAGAUCCUAUUGGAUGGGAAACCACUGACAAACUACAAAGACCAGUACCUACAUGACAACAUUGCUGUGGUGAGCCAAGAUUGUGUGCUGUUUGCCCGCUCUGUGCGGGAGAACAUCAAGUAUGGCUACGAGGAUGCCUCUGAUGAGGAUAUGUACAGAGCGGCCAAGCUGGCCAGUGCCCACGACUUCAUCACGGAGCUGUCAAGUGGAUACGACACAGAUGCUGGGGAGAAGGGAGGCCAGGUUUCUGGAGGACAGAAGCAACGCAUUGCGAUUGCCAGAGCUUUAAUCAGACGUCCCAAAAUCCUGAUCCUGGACAACGCCACCAGUGACUUGGACACAGAGAAUGAACAUCAGGUGAAGAAAGCUGUUGAGUCUUUAAACCAAACCGACAACUGCACUGUGCUGUUGAUAUCCAACAGGAUGAGUGUUGUAGAGAAGGCCAAUCAUAUAUUUGUCCUGGACAAUGGUAAGCUGAAGGAGGAGGGCAGUCAUGAUGAGCUGGUGGGAAAAGGCGGCCUCUAUGCUGAACUGUUGAGAAAGCAGAAUAUGGGCUUUCACCGUUAAGAAGAGGUGAAGAAUGAUGCUCAGUGAUACGUGCGUGCAGGGGUUGGCCUCAAUUCAGAAAAAGCAGAUGUGUUACCUGAAAGUUGCUGGUUAAAAAUCCAGACACGAAGAGUCAAAAUUGAUUACAUCCAUACAUACAAGUGUUGUGAGUAUUUGCCUAUUAGGGAUAUUUCCCUACUUCAUGCACUUUUGAAGGUGAAGUUGCUAUAUGCCAAUAUGGGUGUAAAUGGGAAUCAUCUUGAAGAUAGUUUAUGACAAUUACACACUAGUUUGCUUCACACACACUUUUUUUCUUGCUGCAAAUAGAUGUAGAACAGAUCAAAUAGAUUAGAUCAUAGAGAUUUAAGAUGGUGUGUUUCUAAAUGAUGGGAUUUUAAUGUUUAUGUUUUUUAUAUUCCUCCUUGUUUUUUGUUUUUUUUAUCAAAGUGUUUGAUAGCUUUUCCUGCAUUACUAUCAGAAUGAAUUAUUACAGCUUGAACUUUUUUGUUUCUAACAUUAUAAUACAUGGCUAAAAGGGCUUAUUUUGUAUAUGGCCCUCAAACUACUGCUGAUUUUAUUUUUAUUUUGUAUUUAUUCUGAAGCUUUAUGACUUGACAUAACUUUAAGAUAUGUUAUUUUAAAAAAACAUUUUAAGGAAAUUCUUUAUGGACUAGUCAUGGGCAAUGGCAAAAAUGCAACAAAAGUUUAAUGAUAUGCAAAAUUGAAGAAAAUGAUUUCCAAAGUAUGGCUAGAACGUUAACUUUAUUUCUGUUUCUGUUUCUUUGUAAGUUCAUCUGAUCCUGUUGGUCCUAAUGCAAACAUGAUAGUAUGUGAUAAAUUGUAAAAAAAAUAAAUUAUGAUUUCACCAA